CUCAACUUAUAAGGCAUGUAUCACUGUCAGAUUGUCAAUCAGUUCAGAAACUAUUCAACCCUGUACAAGGUACGACCAAAGUCCACGUCGCUGUCUGGAAAUAGAAAGAAGAAGAAAAUGAAAUUCUACCACAAUCCCAGUCAUCUUCACUCCUUAGUCUCCUCCAUCAUCAAAAGCUCCAAGAGAACCCAGUUGAACAACUUCACCAGGUGCUUCACUACUCGUGUCGGGUUCGAGAGUCCACGCACAAGUCGACCCAUGGAAAAUACAGAAGCUUCGUAUUCAUCUUCUUCAAAGCUGGUGCUCUAUUCCUACUGGCAGAGUUCAUGCUCUUGGCGAGUUCGCUUCGCUCUAAACCUUAAAGGCCUUUCAUAUGAGUACAAACCGGUGAACCUAGCAAAAGGAGAGCAGUUUAAUCCAGACUUUGAGCGUCUGAAUCCUCUGCAUUAUGUUCCGGUGUUGGUUGAUGGUGACACCGUGAUUUCGGACUCCUAUGCAAUAUUUCUGUAUCUGGAGGAGAAGUACCCGCAGAGACCGUUAUUGCCUGCUGACCCUCGGCUAAAAGCUCUUAACCUCCAGGGUGCAAGCAUUAUCAGCUCUAGUAUACAGCCUCUCCACAUGCUAUCAAUGCUGAAGUACAUUGAGGAAAAGAUUGGUCCUGAAGAGAGCCUGUCAUGGGCUCAAUUGCAUAUAGAAAAAGGUUUCUGUGCACUUGAGAAGUUGCUGAAGGAUUUUGCUAGCAGAUUUGCCACAGGAAAUGAAGUGUAUAUGGUCUCUCCUGAAUUCUCUAUUGUACUGACGUGUUCUUAGCACCGCAGAUUGCUAUAGCUACAGCAAGGUUCAAUAUAAAUAUGUCCACAUUCCCCAGUUUAAGUAGGGUGAAUGAAUCAUACAAGGGUCUACCAGAGUUCCAAGCUUCAUCACCGGAAAGGCAACCUGAUGCUGUGCAUGGGCAGUGAUGCCAGAAGGCAAGGAGUCUUACAAGGAUCCCGCUGUCUCUAGUUGGGUUCUGCUGGAGCAUUACAAAUUGAACCUUGGACCGGGCUGUGGAGCCCUGUUCUAGAUUUAAGCUGUAGAUAAGUUGAAUUAAACUGUCGAUCGCCAGUGAAGAAAUCCAGUUAUGUAGUUUAUUUUUCACUUCAAUCUAUCAAUCAUGAAAAGAAAGACAAGUCUUGGAACCUAUUAUAGCUAGCUAUCCUGGGUGCUAUCUUCA
Molecule: messenger RNA, 1213 nt
Organism: Rosa chinensis
Lineage: Eukaryota; Viridiplantae; Streptophyta; Magnoliopsida; Rosales; Rosaceae
Product: glutathione S-transferase zeta class
Exons: 11
Coding region: 16-810 (264 amino acids)
Biological process (GO): L-phenylalanine catabolic process; glutathione metabolic process
Cellular component (GO): cytoplasm
Molecular function (GO): glutathione transferase activity; maleylacetoacetate isomerase activity
Source: RefSeq, a predicted model, not a curated record